Molecule: messenger RNA, 1171 nt
Organism: Osmerus eperlanus (European smelt)
Lineage: Eukaryota; Metazoa; Chordata; Actinopteri; Osmeriformes; Osmeridae
Product: protein C19orf12 homolog
Exons: 3
Coding region: 124-549 (141 amino acids)
Source: RefSeq, a predicted model, not a curated record
UAACCCACAAACCACCGCGAUAGUGACAUAGUCCAAGACAUCAGGAAUAAUAACUCUCAUGGAAUAUCGCUCUCCAGAUAAAUGUUUCGUUAGGGAUUAAAGUACUGAAAUUAAUCAACGAGGAUGUCAAAAAAGGUUGAUGACGUCAUGCGACUCUGUUGCGAGCUAUCGGCCAACCAACAGAUAAAGACCACGGUGAAAGGGUCUAGUAAGGGAGCCGUUGCUGCCGGUGGACUGGCCUUCGCUGGUGGGCUGGUUGGAGGGCCACUUGGAAUCGCAGUAGGGGGCGCUGUGGGGGGGCUGCUGGGCUGCUGGAUGACCAGCGGCCAGUUCAAGCCUCUUCCUCAGAUCAUCAUGGAGCUGUCCCUCCAACAACAGCAGAAGCUCUAUGAGGAUGUCAUGGCCAUCAUGGGGGAUGUCCAGUGGACCGAUCUGGCCCAGCUGACUGCCCUGGUGAUGGGCAACAUCAGCCUUCAGCAACAGGUGACUGGAGCACUCCUUGGCUAUAUAACCAAGGAACUCCAGGCAGAAGUACACUAUGUGGACUAAGGAGCACUGUGUUAGAUGGAUAUGAAGCAUUCUAUCUCUGGGACUGAGAGGACCGCAGUACCUGAAACCAGAGAAGAAGAUGAUGAUGGUCAAACCACUUUGCACAAAUCGAAAGCAGCAGGAAAUAGGAAGCGAGGAGACUUUACUAUUGUAAAUCAAACAUGAAGGUUUUGAAGCUUCAUAGGUGUGUGUUGGAUAACGCUCUGGAUAAGAGCGUCUGCUAAAUGACAAAAUGUAAAUGUAAUAACAUUUCUGCCCAAAUGUACCAUUAGCUAUGCCUUUGAUGAAGUGAAACAUGUAAGUGUUUCCUCUCCCUCUAUUGGUGGAUAAUGAUUCUGAAGUAAGAAGCCCAUUGUUGUGAAUUUUAUGUGAAAUUUGUUUUAUGCCAUUUCAAUCCACUCAAUUGUGAAUGCUGCUACUGUUGCAACCAGUGAGUAGAUACAGUCUGCAGUUUUUUUAAGCAGUACACAAUGUACUACUUAGUUAGACCCUGUAUCCAAUCCAGUGCCAAGUAUAUCGAGAUCAUGAUGCUAUUUAUUAUCUGUUAUUGACAACUGCAAAAGGAUACAGAAGGAUUUUAAAUGAGCAGAAUAAAAUCAGUCAAUAAAAGACUGUGAUUUUG